AUGAGCAAUGGCAAAAAGCAGCGCACAAGCAUCCCCACACACGACAUCGGCAUCUACCGCGGUUACGUCCUGCGAGUGGGCGAAGUUCAACCGCGCGAAGUGUCCGAGAGCUUGCGCAAAUGGGACAUGUUCAAGGAGGACCGGUACUCUUUUGAUGAGCAGCAGUCGUGGGCACGACUGUCGAUUUUCAAAGACACCUGGGGCCAGGCGGUGGUUGAUGGCGUGUUUGGGUAUGGCGGCGAGACGUUUUACGCUUCCGGGGAACACCCCAAUGAGCCUCACCGGUUGAACCCAGGCGACCCCUUCCACCCGGUCAAGAUGCAAAAGCGAGCAGGCGACCCACGCACGCUCUUCACCAAGCGGGCCAUGGCGUUUGACAACAACAACGAUGCGGUCAGUGCCGGGUGCCUGGCGGCGCGCAAGGUGUUGUAUAUGGGCGCGGCCGCGGACUGCUCAUACGUCACCCAUUAUCAGUCGCAGGACAGCGCGCGGCAGCAGAUUCUCAGCAACUGGAACCAGGCCAGCGCCGUGUACGAGCGGCAGCUCAACGUGGCGCUGGGGCUCAUUGCGCUGCAGAUUGAGGAGCUGACAUGCCCGACCGCAGUGGAUCCCAACGCGGCGUGGAACCGCGGGUGCAGCAACGGGUACCAGAUCAACAACCGGCUGAAUGACUUUAGCAAGUGGCGUGGCUCGCGGAAGAGUGAUGGCUGUGGACUGUGGCACCUGAUGACCAACUGCCCGUCGGGCACAGAGGUCGGCUUGGCGUGGCUUGGCACCAUGUGCACGACCUCGUCGUCGACCAACACCGUGCAGGACGGUGUGUCCUCGGGCACCGGCGUGUCAGCGGUCUCUCGCGACGAGUGGAAAGUUGUGGCACACGAGGUCGGACAUAACUUUGGUGCCUCGCACGACUGCACGAGUUCUGAGUGCCCGUGCACCGGCGCGGACUGCGUCAACUGCUGCCCUUGCACGGGCAACUGCGACUGCGGUGGCAAGUACAUCAUGAACCCACAGCCCCGUGAGCUCUGA
This is a messenger RNA of Kickxella alabastrina, 1029 nucleotides long. Its product is annotated as Metallo-peptidase family M12-domain-containing protein. Gene Ontology annotation, molecular function: metalloendopeptidase activity. NCBI's taxonomy places the organism in Eukaryota, Fungi, Kickxellomycota, Kickxellomycetes, Kickxellales, Kickxellaceae. The coding region runs from base 1 to 1029 and encodes 342 amino acids. The transcript has 2 exons. Gene Ontology annotation, biological process: proteolysis. The record is from RefSeq and is a predicted model, not a curated record.